AUGGAAACCACUGGGGAGCCAGGAGCAGGCCCUCUCGGAGCCCCCAGCCCUUCGAACUCCUCCGCGCCUGGGCACCUGGAGAGAGAAAAGCCCGCCCCGGACCCCCUGUACGACAUUCCCGAUGCCAGCGGAGGGCAGGCAGGUGGGCCCCAGCGCCCCGGGCGUGCCGUGAGCCUGCGGGAGCGCCUGCUGCUCACGCGGCCGGUGUGGCUGCAGCUGCGGGCCAACGCAGCGGCUGCGCUGCACAUGCUGAGGACCGAGCCCCCGGGGACGUUCCUGGUGCGGAAAUCUAACACCCGCCAGUGCCAAGCUCUGUGCGUGCGGCUGCCAGAGGCCAGCGGCCCUUCCUUCGUCUCCAGCCACUACAUCCAGGAGAGCCCUGGGGGCGUCUCCUUGGAGGGGUCCGAGCUCGUCUUCCCAGACCUAGUCCAGCUCAUCUGUGCCUACUGCCACACCCGGGACGUCCUUCUUCUCCAGCUCCAGCUUCCCAGAGCCAUCCGUCAGGCAGCCACGCACAAGGAGCUGGAAGCCAUCUCCCAUCUGGGCGUUGAGUUCUGGAGCUCCUCCCUCAACACCAAGGCUCAGCCCGGCCCACCCGAAGGCCCGCUGCUGCCCCGGCUGAAGCCCCGGUCCCCCCAAGAGCUGGACCAGGGCACCGGAGCUGCCCUGUGCUUCUUCAACCCCCUGUUCCCAGGGGACCUGGGACCUACCAAGCGGGAGAAAUUCAAGAGGAGUUUCAAAGUGCGGGUUUCCACAGAGACCUCCAGCCCCCUGUCUCCGCCCGCUGUGCCGCCACCCCCUGUCCCUGUGCUGCCCGGGGCAGCCCCCAGCCAGACGGAAAAGUUGCCCCCUCGCCAGCUGCUGCGGAGGGAGAGCUCAGCAGGGUACCGUGUGCCCGGGGGCGCCGGCCCUAGCCUCCCUCCGCUGCCCUCCCUCCAGGAAGUGGACUGUGGCUCCCCCAGCAGCUCUGAGGAGGAGGGGACGCAGGGGCCUCGAGGGAGCCCCGCAACCUCGCCCCACCUGAGCCGCAGGCGGCCUUUGCUUCGGUCUAUGAGCGCUGCCUUCUGCUCUCUGCUGGCACCCGAGCGGCAGGUGGGCCGGGCAGCCUCGGCGCUGAUGCAGGACCGCCACACCGCCGUGGGCCAGCUGGUUCAGGACCUGCUGACCCAGGUGCGGGCCGGCCCCGAGCCCCAGGAGCUGCAGGGCAUCCGCGAGGCACUGAGCAGGGCACGGGCCAUGCUGAGCGCUGAGCUGGGCCCUGAGAAGCUGCUGCCGCCCAACAGACUGGAACGUGUCCUGGAGAAGUCGCUGCAUCGCUUGGUGCUCAAGCCUCUCCGGCCCAUCCUGGCGGCUCGACUGCAGCGCCGGCUUGCUGCUGAUGGCUCCCUGGGCCGCCUGGCUGAAGGCUUCCGCCUGGCUCGCACCCAGGGCCCUGGAGCCUUCGGGUCCCACUUGAGCUUGCCCUCCCCGGUGGAGAUGGAGCAGGUGCGCCAGAAGCUGCUGCAGCUGCUUCGCACCUACUCACCCAGCGCCCAGGUCAAGCGGCUCCUGCAGGCCUGCAAGCUGCUCUACACAACCCUGAGGAUGCACUGGGGAGAGGGCGCGGGGGCCGACGAGUUCCUUCCACUGCUGAGCCUGGUCCUGGCCCACUGCGACCUUCCUGAGCUGCUGCUGGAGGCCGAGUACAUGUCAGAGCUGCUGGAGCCCACCCUGCUCACCGGAGAGGGUGGCUACUACCUGACCAGCCUCUCCGCCAGCCUGGCCCUGCUGAGCGGCCUGGGCCAGGCCCACCCCCUGCAGCUGAGCCUCUCGCAGGAGCUGCAGCGCUCCCUCAGCCUCUGGGAGCAGCGCCGCCUGCCCGCCACCCACAGCUUCCAGCACCUCCUCCGAGUAGCCUACCAGGACCCCAGCAGUGGCUGCACCUCCAAGACCAUAGCCGUGCCCCCAGGGGCCUCGGUUGCCACCCUGAACCAGCUCUGUGCCACCAAGUUCCGGGUGACCCAGCCUGAUGCUUUCGGCCUCUUCCUGUACAAGGAGCAGGGCUACCACCGCCUGUCCCCCGGAGCCCUGGCCCACAGGCUUCCCACCACCAGCUACCUUGUCUACCGCCGCUGCACAGAGCAGCCUGAGACUCAGGGGGCCUCAUCUGCGGGAGCAACCAAGGAGGGCAGCAGGGAGGCAGAGGCAGAGGCAGGGGGCGGGGAGGAGGAGAAGGGGGGCCGAGGAGAGGGGGACACCGAGAUCAAAGCCAGCCCCAGGGACAGCAGGGGAGAGUCUGAGACAACUGAGCAGAACGAGAGCCAGGCCAGGGAGGGCUCUGCUCAGCCAGGCAGGCCAGAGGCUGAAGGAAGCCGGGCAGCAGAGGAGUAG
This is a messenger RNA of Pteronotus mesoamericanus, 2370 nucleotides long. RefSeq names its product Ras and Rab interactor 1 (gene RIN1). The coding region runs from base 1 to 2370 and encodes 789 amino acids. The transcript is spliced from 10 exons. The record is from RefSeq and is a predicted model, not a curated record. Gene Ontology annotation, molecular function: small GTPase binding; guanyl-nucleotide exchange factor activity. Lineage: Eukaryota; Metazoa; Chordata; Mammalia; Chiroptera; Mormoopidae. Gene Ontology annotation, cellular component: endocytic vesicle; cytosol. Gene Ontology annotation, biological process: signal transduction; vesicle-mediated transport.